AUAUAGCCUUGGCAGAUUGAUUGCUAAAAUUUGUCAGACGGAUUUCUGAACGCAACUAGUUAUUGACGUCCCUGAAUUUAGUAAAAGGUUGAACAAAAGGUUUGUGCUUAAGAUGAUCUUUUUUGCAAUUUUGCUUGACAAAGUUAAUCCUGAUAAAAUCCUUAUUUUCUGAAUUUGUAAAAAUGUGGAUGUAAUAUGAAAAUAUUUACUAGGUGCUAUUUCAAAGUAACAGGAUUUUACCAGAAAGUGGCAAUAUUACUGAUAACUUCCUAACUAGAGAGUAUCCACUAACUUUAAUCAUUUCCCAUCUUGAAAAGCAAUAUACAGUCAAAGUGUGAUUAAUUUUAUUAGUGAAAUGUGCUUUUCUACAGGGAAUAGCCACACUACAACGCUUCCAAAUGUAUUCAUUAAAAAGAGACCUGUGGUUCAGUACUGGUAAAAAAAAAAAAGCAGAACUUUAAAAUUAUCUGUAAGACUUAAAACAACAAUGCAUUGACAAGAAUUUUCAUUGGCAGCCUGUACAUCCCUGCUAGAGAAUAUCAUCAAAACGCAAGAUAUGUUCUACAUUCUUGGAAAAAAUUACACUUUUAUUUAUAUUUAUUUAUUUAUUUAAAAUAAACUGCUCCACUUUAAAGAGAAUCAAUGUGAUCAGAUCAGUUUUAGGUCUAGUGUUACAUCAGGACCACAGCACAUUACCACAACCUCUAUCCUAUGCUUCUAAUAGGUUGACCUGACCAUAAUAGUCCUUUGUCCUUUCAUGCUUUAUAUCAUAAAAAGACAAAGCCUGACUCUGGUAACAUGACAUCGACAUAAAUUAGGCCUCAUGACUGCAACUCAUAGAUUAUUUAGGGUAUUCUUUCCAUAAAAAGACACUUUUGGGGCGGUAAUGAAGCACAACCCUUCAAGUUGUGCUUUAAGACCCAUAAAAUCAGCUCUGAAUAAAACUCAGUCACAUAUUACAUAACUGAGAUGUUGUUUUUUUUUAAAAAAAACCAUCUGAAUCAUCUUUCUACAAAUUGACAAAACAAUGUUGCUCUUCAAAACAGACUCCAGAUUUAUUAGAGCACUCUUCACAUUGUGCUUGUGUACACUCAUAUGUAUCGCUUUGCUAUUCCUGGUAGCUGCACAAAGUCGUAAUGCAGUCACAAAUCAAGAUAACCCAUGUCGUUAUGCUCUGGUAAUUUAUCUCUAUACCCCAGAUAAAAAGGCUUAUAUGUAACUAAAGGGAUUUAAUUAUGGGAAUUAAAAUCUUACAUCUUUGUAUUUUUUUACCCCCUGAAGUGGGCUGUAACUGAGAAUGUCUUUAAAGUUCUAAAGUAGGUAGCAAGUUUACUACAGCCUACCUACCUUUCAGUAUUCUUCUAUUUUCAAAUUUGCAGCUAAUAGAUACUUUUUAAAGUAUCUAGGCUUUAAAUUUGAACAAAAAACACAAAACACCUGUAAAAACAUCUACUGACCUGCAGGAAUCCAAGUAGAAAUGCUUCUGUUUUUGGUUGAUCACAAAGUCCUCAGGACUAAUUUAUAUAAGUUUAGAAGACAGGCUACUCAGCCAUGUUGUCUGUUUGAUUAUUUUUGAAAUUCGCUCUGACACAAAUAAGUAAAUGUAAACAACAAUCCAGAUUUACAAUAUAUAAAGUUUUUCGAAACUGGCCAGAUUUUAAAACUACCGUGAUGAGCAGAUCUUAUUGAGAUUUAUCAACAGAACUCUUCUUCUGCCUACCAAAUCUAAAUCUACUUCAAAAAAGGCCUUCAGAUUGAAUGGGUUUUCAAAAACACAAUCUGACUGUAUUUUGAUUGUAGUCAACUUUGAAACCAACAGAGGGCGCUGUAAGUUAACUUUGAUCAUAGGCUAGAAGAGUAAAGAUCUUUCUUUUGCAAUCACAAAGAGGGGACAAUCAUGUUUUGUCAAUUGACGUUUCAAGAUCUUUGCAGGGUGGGACACGUCAGAGUCCAUCAGCAGCUGCAGCUUAACAAAAGCAGAGCAAGAAUCAACUCGGCAUUUCUAUCAUUUCACAACUUUACCGUGUGAAAGGGAAGUGUCAAAAAGGUGAAAUAAUUUGUGACACUGGUACCAGUCUCUGUCAAGUGGCUAUUUGGAGGCUCUUCAGCAAAAUAGCAAAAGAUGAAAACAAUCUCUUUGAUGUUUGUGAGAAUUUUAAUCAUUUUAUCAGAAAUCCCAGGGUAUGAGAAUGAGGAAACAAAGAUAUUUUUUUUAUUUAAUUAAGAGAAGACAGGCAUACUUCAUAGAAAAAACAAAACAAUAAAUAAAUAAGGGGCAGUAUGCACGCAGAAAAUUAUUCUCACUUAAAUUUUCAACUGUUUUUUCUUCUCUUUUUUUGGCAGGUACCAACUUAUUGAGCUAGACGUCACGUUAUGAUUCUGCGUUUAAGGCAACCAGCUCACUGAACCCAGACACGAAAGGAAAGAAAAACAGUGACGGAUCUAAAAUUUGAAAAAUGUUUUAAAACCAACAAACGAAUGCACUAGACUUUGACUAGGCCAUUCUAUCUGAGCUGUUCCAUUGCACCGCCCUCUGUUUUCAGCCCACAGUAGGUUUUCUUCCAGUAUUUCCCGAUAUUCAGCUUCAUCCGUCUUCCAGUCAAGGAAGCCGUUGUUGCAGCAUGAUUCUGCCGCCGCCGUGCUUCACUGUGGGGAUGUUGUGCUCAAAAAAUUUUCAACUUUGAUCAUAUAUUUCCCUCUGUUUGCUGUGUGCCCAACAUGUCUUCUGUCAAACUUCAAAAGGGACGUCUUACUGCUUAGCUUUAAUAACUUUCCUGUUACCUCUUACUCAUAAACACCUUUUGUUUUUAUUUCCCACCAAUAGUUGCCAUGUCAAUAGAGUCCCACCUGAGCCAUUGACCUCUAAAGUCCCUGCAAAGGUGCCAUGGGCCUCUGGGUAGUGUUUCUCAUUACUGCUGGGCUUUUCUGGUCUCUAAUUGAGGAAGAAAGGGAGCCCGGGAUGCCCGUGAGGAACAGGUACAACCUGGUGGACGAUGUGGCGGACUCGCGGCUGCCGCUGCACAACGAGGAAGCUUACCAGCAUGGGAUUUACUUCCAAGCCAAGUAUGUGGGGAGUCUUGACGUGCCCAGGCCCAACAGUCGGAUGGAGAUCGUAGCAGCCAUGAGAAGAAUCAGGUAUGAAUUUAAAGCCAAGAACAUCAAGAAGAAGAAGGUCAGCAUUGUGGUGUCUGUGGAUGGAGUCAAGGUGGCACUGAGGAAAAAGCAGAAGAGAAAAGACUGGACAUGGGAUGAGAACAAGAUGUUGAUCAUGCAUGAUCCAAUAUACAGGAUUUUCUAUGUAUCACAUGACUCCCAGGACUUGAAGAUCUUCAGCUACAUUGCAAGAGAUGGCUCCAGUAAUUCAUUCAGAUGUAAUGUCUUCAAAUCUAAAAAGAAGACUCAGGCCAUGCGUAUUGUGCGAACUGUGGGUCAGGCGUUUGAGGUUUGCCAUAAGCUGAGUUUGCAGCAUGCCGAGCAGGAACAGUACGCCGACGGACAGGCGGACGGCGAUAGCAACAAGUCAACGGAAGAGCCCAGCAGCCACGCUCGUAAACUCACAGCAACUGAGCGGUAUGAAGAGGAUGAGGAGACAGAUGAAAGAGGGCGAAGAGGAGGAGGAGGAGAUCCUUCGAUUGAUGGUUCGCUGUGCGAGAAGGCAGUCGGUGAGAUCCUGCAGAGCCUGGCCGAACUCAACGUGGUCAAACCAGGCCAGACAAUCAUGGACAUCGACAGACGGUCCGUCUUCACUGUGACGUCUCAAGGCAUCACUCCCAGCAGUCCUUGCUCUUCGUCUCUCACCCCGCUGGCUUCUCAGCACUACCUGCAGCUCCUUCAGCAGCAGCUGCAGCAGCAACAGCAGCACACUCAGGUGGCUGUCGCGCAGGUGCAGCUGCUGAAGGACCAGAUGGCAGCAGAGACUGCAGCUCGCAUGGAGGCCCAGGCCCGCAUCCACCAGCUGCUGCUGCAGAACAGGGACCUGCUGCAGCACCUGGCGCUGCUCGUGCAGCAGCUGAAAGAGAUGGAGGGCCGCUCCCCGAUGAGAGUGCAAGAAGAGCAGUCACAGCAGGACACUCCGGCUAACGGACACAAUGCUCCACAGACGGCACAAAGUUCGCAGUCGUCAUCAGCGAAAUCAUUAUCCCUGAAUCUGAAGAAUCAGUACAAUCAGAACUUGGAGCAGCUCAUCUCCUCCACGGCCGCGUGGCCCCUCUCUCCAAACCAGGUCGACUGCGCCGAGUCCUUCCUGAACCUGCUGAACCUGGAGAACAGCAGUAAACCAGCAGCCUCGUUUGCAGAGCGGGACCCUUUCAUCAGAGCUAAUGGCACAGCGGAUAACAAGGAGAGCUCCAACAGCGAGAUUGUCCAGUUCUCGUCUAGAAACUCUGCCAACCUGGAUGAAAAGUAUAAACAGAUAAUACCCAAACUUGACCCUCCUCCACCUUCCACAAACCGCAAGCGAUCCAGCAGGACGUUCUCUCCGGGGUCAGAGGUCCCAGCUGUGCCCACGCCUGUGCCGCCGAGUCGCAGCAGCAGCCUCUCUUUCCCGGACAUCACCCCCAGCUCCCUGUCGUCCACCGAUUUCCACUCGCUAGGCAACGGUGAGAGCAGCUCCUCCUCAUCUUCGGCCAGUGAGGACUCGGGCGUCCGCUCCGAGACCAAGUCCCUGCUGUCGCCCCUUCGCGACGACGAUGACCUUUUUGCUGACCGCGGGGCAUUUUUGACAGCGUCCAGCAGCUGUGGAAGUCCCCUGGAGCAGCACGGCGGGGCGGUCGCUUCGUCCUCUGAUUCGUCAACUACAGAGUCGAACACCAUGGCCUCGCGUUCUGACGGCUGCGAUCAGCCGCUGUGCUUUUCAUCUCCAAUGAAUGACACCUGCCUUCAUAUCAGUUUUUCGGAGGAUGAGCUUCUGGAGAGCAGCCAGGAGGACACCAACAUGACCCAGGGGAGUUAGGAUGACUUAAAUGUUAUUCAGUCGACAUAAAAAAAAUCCAGGAUUGGCUUUCAGACCCUACUAUGUUUCCACAGGGCUUCCAUUUCAGGAUCUUUAGUUGUUCUACUCACCUGUGACACAGUGCAUGUGUUGCUAAAACGCUUGCUAUUGUAUCAGUAAUUAGCCAAUAAAUAGAUUUAGUAUUUUUGUAAUGAAAUUUCUGAUCUAAUUUACUUUUUAGGGCCUAGAAUGUUAAGCAGAGUACAUGUAGCAAUAUAUUGCACUGUUGAAGUCGUACUGAAUUCACUGUAGAAUUCUACACUAACAAAGGAAACACAUUUUAUUUUUGCUAGCUGUCGAUGUGGAGCCGUCAUUUUGUAUGAUGUUUCACUUUGGUGGAAAUAAGUGGAAAAGGACGAUAAUUUGUAAAAUUCACAGUUAAGACAAGAGCAGGGGACAGAGGUGAUGUUGGGAAAAGUUUCAUCUCCUGCAAUGGACCUGGUAGGAUGAUGGAUGGGAAGAAAGGAACAAGGAAGUCAGUGAUUGGACAGAGGAGAGAUAAAAGUCAGUCAAUUUAGUUGUUAUGGUUGUUCUUGGGACUAUGUUUAGGCUCUCAUUCGUGGUAUUUUUUUUUUGUCAAGAGCAAGUGGGAUUUGGUUAUGUUGAUUCUAGAUAUAGGCUGGUAUGAAACGUUCAUGCUAGAGUAAAAUACCACAGUAUCACAAUAUUGUGGUAUCGCAAUAUCCACAAUAUUGCGAUACCGCAAUCUAAGGCAGAACUUGAUCUAAAUGGUUUUAUAUAAAACUAAAAACAAAUACUAGGAGUGUUGCAAUACGUACAGGUCUUAAAAGGAGACAACAUACGAUAUCAAAACUUUAUGAGAAGCAGAAAUUUCCAUUUUUAUGUUGUCACAAGCAGCAGGGAUUUCAGUCAAUCAAUCAAAUUGUAUUUGUAUAGCACAUUUCAGCAGCAAGGCAUUUCAAAGUGCUUUACAUCAUAUCA
This is a messenger RNA of Xiphophorus maculatus (southern platyfish), 5932 nucleotides long. Its product is annotated as carboxyl-terminal PDZ ligand of neuronal nitric oxide synthase protein-like. The coding region runs from base 2885 to 4951 and encodes 688 amino acids. Lineage: Eukaryota; Metazoa; Chordata; Actinopteri; Cyprinodontiformes; Poeciliidae. The record is from RefSeq and is a predicted model, not a curated record. The transcript is spliced from 12 exons. Gene Ontology annotation, molecular function: nitric-oxide synthase binding.